This is a messenger RNA of Synchytrium microbalum, 1002 nucleotides long. RefSeq lists its product as uncharacterized. The record is from RefSeq and is a predicted model, not a curated record. The coding region runs from base 1 to 1002 and encodes 333 amino acids. The transcript is spliced from 4 exons. Lineage: Eukaryota; Fungi; Chytridiomycota; Chytridiomycetes; Synchytriales; Synchytriaceae.
AUGUCAACCAAACCCGGCGUCCCGCCAACAACAACACGGUCUCAACCACCCAUCGGCAUCAACAUCAUUAACCCAGUCGCCAACAAGCUCCUUCCAGCAACAGCGACAUUAUCCCCUCUCGCCACGCAAGCCCUGACAUUUACGGAGGGCCCCGUAUACCUGCCACGCUUGAACCGUCUCGCAUUCGUUGAUAUUCCUGCAGCAGCAAUCAUGAGCUCCGAUCUGUCGGCAGCAUCACCGUCACCACGAGCAUCUGUUAUUACGUAUAGCUCAAACCAUUCUAAUGGGAUGUUUCGAUCCAAGAUUGCUAGUGAGAAGGUAUCUGAGGGAGAGGUUAUUCUGGUUUGUGAAGGUGGUGGACGACGUGUCGUUCGAUUGACACUGGAUAAGAAUGCAAGUGUCGUUAAAAGGGAGGUUAUUGCUGAUAAUUACAAAGGCGUGCCGUUAAAUUCGCCAAAUGAUAUCAUCGAGAAGUCCGAUGGGACAAUCUUCUUUACUGAUCCAAACUACGGCUGUGAGUCACUUACAGGACACGUAUACCCUGCUCAAAUGCCAAACCGUGUCUACAUGGUCAAUCCAAACACCAAGGAGAUCUCUAUUGCAGAUGACUGUUGUGUCGGUCCGAAUGGAUUGACGUUGUCGCCUGAUGAGAAGCUGUUGUACAUAGCUGAUUCUGGAGGAUACACUCGAGACAAAUUCAAGUCUGAGAUUCGAUUAUCCAAAUUAAAUGCAGAUGGCACCGUUCAACCCUCUGAGCUGUUUGUUCGUGUGAAGCCAGGUGUCCCUGAUGGCAUCAGAUGUGACACACUGGGAAACAUAUGGUCAUCAGCCGGUGAUGGCGUUCACAUCUACUCACCAAGCGGUGAACUAAUUGCCAAGAUUCAUGUUGGUCUUCAGCCAGCGAAUCUGUGCUUUGGUGGUAAAAACUAUGAUGAGUUGUUUAUAACUGCUAGACAUCAAGUCUGGCGAGUUACUGGAUUGGGUGUUCGCGGCAAACCAUAG